Messenger RNA from Beauveria bassiana ARSEF 2860, 654 nucleotides. RefSeq lists its product as uncharacterized. The transcript has a single exon. The coding region runs from base 1 to 654 and encodes 217 amino acids. The record is from RefSeq and is a predicted model, not a curated record. NCBI's taxonomy places the organism in Eukaryota, Fungi, Ascomycota, Sordariomycetes, Hypocreales, Cordycipitaceae.
AUGCCGGCCGACCCCUCGGCACCCUCGGCCGCCUCACCGCCACCACCGCCUCGCAGAACCAGCUUCAUGGUGCUUCCCCCCGAGGUGCGUCUCCAAAUCUACGGCUACCUCCUACGCCUCCCACCCCUCACCGCCACCACCACCACCAACAUCGACGAGCCCCGCGUCUCCGCCGGCAUCCUGCGCACCAGCCAGCAGAUCCACGCCGAGGCCGCGGCCGUGCUAUACGGCGACAACGUUUUCCUCGCACAUCCCUCGCUGCUUGCCGACUUUCCGCGUCUGCGCCGCUGGUACACGCCCGUCUGCGCCGCCGCGCCGCUGCCGCGCAUCCGCCGCUUCCACCUGACGCUGCGCCUCGAUUGCGACCCCGGGUUUGACCGUCGCCGCGCCGCCGCCGCGUUUGCCGGCGCCGAGGAGCUGCACAUCCGCGUCGUCCAGACCUUCUUCCUCAGCGCCGGCAAGGAGAACCUGGCCACGCUCGAGGACGUGCGUGGCGUGCGGGGGCUCACGAUUUGCGGGAGCACCACGGGCUUCGAAAAGUACGUCGAGUGGCUAGCGCGCUUGAUGCGGAGCCCACCGGGCACCAAGGCGAUGCCUUUCGCGGAGUCAGAGGAAGAACACGGUGAUGCUGGUCGGGUGAUUAUGGCGAGGUGA